GGCAUUUGCGGCCCGUGUCGUCGUGCCCUAAUUUCUUAAGCCCCUAACCUAACCUAACCUACCGCCGGCAAAGGCCUCUGCCGAACUCUCACCGAUAAGAAAAGGUUGAGUCUUCGAAAACGACCCCAAAGGUGAAUGAAUCUGGUAAGAUCGUCGGGCAGUACCAAAUUAAUUCACUGAACACAAAGCAUAAGGACCUCCGCAUUGUCUUUCUCCCCAUAUUGUGGGGGAACGGGAGCUAAUUGCAAUCGGUGGAAAUCCAACCAAAUCGCUCAUUCAACAUCCACCGCAGUGGAUCCUCUCCUAUUACGACGAAUCCGAGCAACUUGACACGUCGUCUGGUUGCCCACGAGAACCCCCACACCGACAUGAUUCAUGAAUUUUCAUUGCUCCCCGCAUUUUCCUCAAAGUGCAUAAUACAUAUCUCUCAUGUCGGUGCCGGACAAGAUCCGUGGAGGUCCAUGCAGUUUCCCCCUCCCCAAAACUAAACUAAGAUACUCACUUUCAACGCACACUCGCUGUGAAACACAUCCAUCUCUGAACGCAAGAAUUCUGACGGAUCCAAAGUGCUUCACACCAGCCAGCAGAUGCACCGCCGUAUAAUGCGAAUCUCAUUCCCAUGGACACCACCUCAAACGAGGCUUCCAUACGUCUACAGCCCUUAGGUGGACAUGGCACCUUCACCGUCAAAACCACCAGCGCAGCCUUUCUCGCAAUUGCUCUAUACAACGCGAUUGAGCUUCUGAUCCUGAUCCUGGCGAACUUCCAUCAUCAUCACGGUAUCUACUUCUGGUCGAUGCUCCUAUCGACUGCCCUGGGCGUCAUCCCUUUCUCGAUAGGUGCCAUCAUUGAUCUCUACAACCUGGGCCCACUAUGGCUGAUCCUCGUCAUGAUCGACUUGGGCUGGGUGUUCAUGGUCGGCGGGCAAAGCGUGGUCCUCUACUCCCGGUUACAUCUCGUGUCGCGCAAUGAUCGUGUUCUCCGCUACCUCCGCUAUAUUAUCAUCAUUGAUACCAUUCUCCUCGCCACGCCGAUGUCCAUCAUUUACUUCGCCACCGCCUAUUCGACACCGACCGUAUGGGCUAGGGCCUUCUACAUCAUGGAAGUCAUCCAGGUCAUCUGGUUCUCCGUCCAGGAAUGCGUCAUCUCCACCUUCUGGAUCGUCGAAACCGCUAAGCUGAUUAGGCUCCGCCCGGGAUACGACCGACAUCGCAACCGAAUCAUGUACGAGAUCCUGGCGAUGAAUCUCGCUGUUAUUGCCAUGGAUAUUGCGCUCUUGGUGCUACAGUUUUCGGGUUAUUACUACGUCCAGGUGCCCGUAAAGGCAACCGUAUACAGUAUAAAGCUGAAGUUGGAAUUUGCAGUCUUGGGAAAGCUUGUAUAUCUCGCAACCCACCCGGUUGACUCCAUGGGACUCGAAGUAUCCCCGGUCAUGGCACCCGUUGAUGUGGCCCCAAGUACCUCUCCGUCAAGCGGAGCUUCAAAAUUGCAGCAGUCAAUGAAAGAUCCGUUUGGAUUCUGGAAGCCCACGCAAAAGCACAACACGGCGAGUGGAGGGCUGAUGUGAUCCUGCAGAGAGUCGGCUUGGAUGUCCACUGCAUCAUCUAGCGCUUGUUUUGUCACACCACGUUGUUCCUUGUACAUAAUGCAUGUAUUAUAUGACUAAUGACUUUCUUUCUGUACCUUAUGUUAAAGAUCCGCUUCAA
Messenger RNA from Aspergillus caelatus, 1706 nucleotides. RefSeq lists its product as uncharacterized. NCBI's taxonomy places the organism in Eukaryota, Fungi, Ascomycota, Eurotiomycetes, Eurotiales, Aspergillaceae. The coding region runs from base 620 to 1567 and encodes 315 amino acids. The transcript has a single exon. The record is from RefSeq and is a predicted model, not a curated record.